This is a messenger RNA of Effrenium voratum, 1159 nucleotides long. The record is from the annotation of a GenBank genome assembly. Lineage: Eukaryota; Dinophyceae; Suessiales; Symbiodiniaceae.
GGUUUGUUUUUAGCGCUUUAUCCGAGCUCUGCAGCGAUGGGCAAUCACCCCAUCACCGUUUGCAACCAGGUGCUGAGCUGCGAUUUCGAAGCUGUGCGCCAGUCCAUGCGCUGUGGAAGCCGCUGCCUCCCGGACGAUGAGGAUGCUCAGCUGGCGCUGCGCUUGGUCUUCGCGCCCAUGGAUUCCCCUGCAUCAACUUCCUGUCCGAUGAAGCCAGGCGAGGAAGUCAUCGUGACGAGCAUCAAGAAGGCGCCCGGAUGGGAGCCUUUGACCUGGCGCCAGGACCGCGUGGCCCGGCAGGAGGCGGCGGCGCGGGGGGCGCGGCUGUGGCCGGGCCCGGGGGAGUCUCGCUUUGGCAGGCCCUCACGCUGCUGGUGUGUACAGCUCCUGGCGGCGGACGGGCGCGGCGGCGUGCGUCAGAUGUCGGCACUGCUGCAGGUGGCCUGUGCCCAAGAGGACCGCGACUUGGAAAAGGUCAAGGAUGCUGUAAAAGAGAUCAGCUCUGUGGCAAAGUAUGCGCACCGCUUCAAUUACCACGUCGCCCAAGCAGUGGGCGAAGAACCCGCCAACAUCCCGGCGAUCCGCGUGGCCUCGUCCGCCGCGUGCUUUGUGCUGGACAGUGUCAACCCGCGAGUGGCCGACGCUGGCGACACAGCUAUCCUGACCUUCUUUGACGCCAAGAACGUGACAAAGUUCGUUUUCGAAGGCGGAGAAGACUUCGAGGAGCUGCCGCAGGCCUUCUUCCACUUUGUGCUUUGGAGCUCCGGUGGGAAGGAGCUCCUCGCGGACCUGCAGGGCGCGCUGAAGGGGCAGGACUUUGUGCUGGUUGACCCAGUCUUGCUGCGGGGCGCGGAAAUGGCCAUUGCGGACGUCAUGGCGUUGAGCUCUUCCGGCGAACUGCCGAACCCAAACCAGCAGAGGUUCGAUCUGUGGCACCCCCGAUGUGGCCAGCUCUGCCGCAGCUUCGACCCCUCGCGGCGCACAAGCAGCACCAGGCGCGCUUGUGGCCUCCCUCUGAACUGCGGCGUUGGGGGCGGCUGAGCGGUGCAGGGAGCCCUUCCUCCACAAGCCACCGCCGAAGGGCCGGCCCCACUGCCCCUCUGCAGUUUGCAAAAAGGGCUUGGGCCAAGGUGAGGAAUCAGCCUUGGGCUGCCGGAAC